Ceratitis capitata (Mediterranean fruit fly) is the source of this 1921-nucleotide messenger RNA. RefSeq names its product paired box protein Pax-3 (gene Pph13). The record is from RefSeq and is a predicted model, not a curated record. Gene Ontology annotation, biological process: regulation of transcription by RNA polymerase II. Bases 174 to 1451 code for a protein of 425 amino acids. Gene Ontology annotation, molecular function: DNA-binding transcription factor activity, RNA polymerase II-specific; RNA polymerase II transcription regulatory region sequence-specific DNA binding. NCBI's taxonomy places the organism in Eukaryota, Metazoa, Arthropoda, Insecta, Diptera, Tephritidae. The transcript has 3 exons.
AUAACUACGGACAACUAACAAAAAGUGAGAUGUUUAAUAAAAAAACAUUAAUCUAUAUUUAACAGAAAAUUAUUAUAUAUGUAACUCAAGUUCUGUAUGAAAUAAAAGUGUUGAGGCAAUAAAGAGCAUGAAACACAGCUCAGUAAGAUACCAAUAAAUCAUUAAAUUCUCUUAUGGAGAGAAGCACAAUGAAGCGGAAACAGCGACGAUACAGAACCACUUUUAACUCGCUACAAUUACAAGAGUUAGAGCGCGCUUUCCAGCGGACCCACUAUCCAGAUGUCUUCUUUCGCGAGGAGUUAGCCGUACGCAUUGAUUUGACGGAGGCACGAGUACAAGUUUGGUUUCAGAAUAGGCGUGCCAAAUGGCGUAAGCAAGAAAAGGUUGGCAAUGAGUCAACAAGUGGUAAUCUACAAGACCCCGAAGAUGGAAUCGGUAUGCAAACCACUUAUGCGGAUGAAAACGCCAUGGUGCAGUUAGAUAAUCCUUUGGGCACUACACUCCUACCAGACACACCGCCGCAGUCUGCGAAUUCGCUGGACAAUGAAUCGAAAGUGCCAUUCAGUGUCGGCUGCCUUUCACCGUCUCGUAUGUCACCAAAUAUUUUUCUUAAUCUCAAUAUCGAUCAAUUGGAGCGCGGCGGCGGUGUCUCAAUGGAGUGGUCGACCUAUCCGCCCACGAGUACAAUGUCAAGCAUGUCGCACACGCUGACGCAAUCCAAUACACCGCCGCCACUAAUUGCCACACACAGUAGUAAUAACAGCAACAGCAAUGUGAACAUUAUGGGCGAUCCUCAAACCAGUCAUCACAAUCACAACACCCAUCCACAUGGCCAUCCUGUGAGCUUACUGAGCAGCAGUCUUAAUGCGUCAUUAGACUUGGAUACAACCACAAAUUCAACUUAUGACGAAAUGAAAUUCUUGAAUGUAGAUCAAUUCACAAUUGAUAACUUUAAAGCCGAAUGCAUACUGAAUUUGGAUCAUGCGCUGGCGUUGGACGAUAAGCCCACACUGGAGCAUCUCGGUCACGGUCUGUCAUUUGAUAGCGGACAAAUGAUGGAUCGUUGUGGUGUACAGCACACUUUGGAUCAAUUGCAUGCGCAGUCACAUCAGCAGUUACAGCAACAACAACAACAACAAAACGACGGACAAACACAGCUGUUGCAUCAACAACAUCAAGAAGUGCUCCACCACAACCAAUUGCAUCAGAUUAAUCACCAUCAUCAACAGCACCUUCAGCAUACAAGUCUAUCACACCUUAUGCACACGUCCAAUCAGUUGCAUGGCGCUCAGCAUACGAGUACGCUCGGUCUAGACUUAGUACCUUCAUUCGGCUUAUGCGGCGACGACGAUCAAACUAAAUCGCCGCCAUCUUUGUUGUCGCUAGACAAACCUCUGUCGCUGAACAUCAGUGUGGAUGGCAUGGGCGAUUUGGUCGAUGACAAGUUUUAAAAGUGGCGCUGUCAUAGGAGCGUCCAUAAACCAGGUGGUCCCUUCCUUCAUGUCGCCUAAUGUGGGCUUUCCUCCUGCUCGAUCGAACGUGGCCUCGUUUCACACUUCUUUUCAUUCAAAUAUUUUGUUUUAGAUGAAUGAUGCUAAAAUAAUAUGACAUUUUGUAAUAUAACAGACGACCUAAUAGCUCAUUUUUUAAGUACAAUCCCUCUCCUUUAAAUUUUUGUUUUACCUGAAGAAAGCUGUGAAACUCGCUCUCACAUCCUCCACCUCGGUACGUGAAUGUAGUGGAAACUAACCGAGCUAUGCAGUUUGUGGACGCUCCCAUAUGGCUGGAUAGCAUAAUUGAGGAGAAGGUGAAUAAGAGGAGUAAAUGCAGAAGUCCAGGACUUCAUCUCUUCUCUGACGGUAUUUCUAAAAGCUUUUACAUCACAAUAAAAUUAAUAUAAAUAAAUUUAAUUAAAAUAAGU